AUGGUUAGCAAGCCGAGUCGAUUUCUGCUGCUGGCAGUAGCCGUCGCCUUCAUAAGUGGCUCUCAGAGUGCAAAUAUUCUGGGCAUCUUCGCGAGUCUGAGUCCCUCGCACCUGAUCAUCCAAAUGUCGGCGGCCAAGGUUCUGGCGGAGAAAGGGCACAAUGUGACUGUGGUCACAACACUAAAGCCCGUGGUGACUCAUAAGAACAUCACUGUGAUUCAAGUCCCUCUUUCCCAGGAGGAAAAGCGGCAAAUGAGCGACACAGUUGGCAAGAUGUCCGAAUCCGACAACAGCAACUUGGCUCUAUCCCUGCUCCGAAUGAUGGGACAGAUGGAGUUUAAGUUCAGAAGGAAUGCAAAAACACUGAUGGACGAUCGAGUGAAGGACCUGUACCUGAAUGAGGACAAUAAAUUCGAUCUGGUUCUUUCUGGAUACUUCAUGAACGACUUCCAGCUGGGAUUCGCUAAGAAGGUGAAGGCACCUGUCAUCGUCGUGGCCACAAUGGCACCCAACCAACUGGUGAACCCCCUGAUCGGAAACCCCCUGGAGGUGUCCUACGUGCCCUCAAUCAGUGACUCUGUGGAAAAGGGCAAGGGUUUGCCCUUCAAGCAGCGUUUGACCAACUACGUGUCCAGUGUAUCCCUUGGGCUUUUUCAAUACCUCACGGAGAGACGGAAUCGAAAAUUGUUCAAGGAAAUUUUCGGAGAUGAUCCUACCAUUCCAGAGUAUUCUGAAGUUCUCAAAAACACGUCGCUCAUAUUCUUCGCAUCCCACGCGGCCAGUGAAGGUCCCAUCAGACCCAAUGUCCCUGGUGCCAUAGAAAUUGGGGGUAUUCAAAUUAAGGACAAGCCGGAUCCGCUUCCCCAGAAUAUGGCAGAGUUCCUUGGAAAUGCAACUGAUGGAGCUAUUCUUCUGUCCCUGGGUUCCAAAGUUCAGGGUAGCCAUCUCAAGCCAGACACGGUUGUCAAGAUGUUCAACGUCCUCUCGAAACUGAAGCAAAGGGUCAUCUGGAAGUGGGAGGAUCUGGAGAAGACCCCCGGCCAGUCGGACAACAUUCUCUACUCCAAGUGGCUGCCUCAGGACGACAUUCUGGCCCAUCCGAAAAUCAAACUCUUCAUUAAUCACGCCGGAAAGGGUGGCAUAACUGAGGCGCAGUACCAUGGGAAGCCGAUGCUGUCUCUGCCAGUGUUUGCAGACCAACCGGGGAAUGCGGAUGCCAUGGUCAAAAAGGGCUUUGGCCUCACUCUUAGUCUACUAACCUUGGAGGAGCAGCCUUUCCAGGAGGCGAUCCUUGAGAUCCUGUGGAACCCACAGUAUGCUCAAAAGGUGGCAUCGUUCUCCUCCCUCUACCGCGAUCGCCCCAUGACCGCCAGGGAGUCAGUGGUCUACUGGACGGAGUACGUGAUCCGCCACCAUGGAGCUGCCCAUCUUCAGAGUCCUCUGGUCCAUAUGAACUUCAUAUCCGCCAAUAAUAUCGAUAUCUACGCAUUAUUCGCAGUCAUUCUAGUUAUUCUUGUACUUAUUCUCAAGGCGCUUGUGAAAUUAACUUACAGAAAAUUCUUUACAAUGUCAAGGAAGGAAAAAACUAACUGA
Molecule: messenger RNA, 1593 nt
Organism: Drosophila biarmipes
Lineage: Eukaryota; Metazoa; Arthropoda; Insecta; Diptera; Drosophilidae
Product: UDP-glycosyltransferase UGT5-like
Exons: 2
Coding region: 1-1593 (530 amino acids)
Molecular function (GO): UDP-glycosyltransferase activity
Source: RefSeq, a predicted model, not a curated record